Paramuricea clavata is the source of this 3816-nucleotide messenger RNA. The record is from the annotation of a GenBank genome assembly. Lineage: Eukaryota; Metazoa; Cnidaria; Anthozoa; Malacalcyonacea; Plexauridae.
AUGGCGUAUUUUCAGAUACCUCCUCCGGACGUGCUUAAUUUAAAUGAUGGUUCAACGGCUUCGAACUGGCGCGAAUGGAAGUCCGCUUGGAGCAAUUACACGUUGGCGACAAAGCUUGAUAAAGAAGACGAGGCACGUCAGGUAGCUACACUUCUAGCAGUAAUAGGAAAAGAAGCAAACAAAGUAUUUAGGACAUUUGUUUGGGGGUCAGAAGAUGAUUCUAAGAAAAUUGAUCUAGUCAUAACGAAGUUCGAGGAAUACUGUAUUCCAAGACAGAAUGUGACAUAUGAACGUUUUCGACUGUUUACGCGUGAUCAAGGGCCCACAGAAACCGUAGACCAGUACAUGAUGGAGCUGCGUAGAAUUUCUGCAAACUGUGAUUUGGAGUCGAUUACACCAGAUCAAAUAUUGCGAGACCGACUUGUUACUGGAAUUAGGGAUGCAAAGGUACGCGAACGAUUACUUCGAGACAAUAAACUUACCUUAGAGAAAGCACUAGACAUUGUGCGAGCUGCUGAGAGUACGACAGCUCAAAUGAAGGAGAUGAAUUUAGAGGCUGGAAUACAUGCUGUCCGGCAGACACAACAACAUGACGGGUCCAAAGAAGAUGUACCAAAAUCGGAUAAAGCGGUAAUAAAGGAUUGCAAAUAUUGUGGUCGCGAUCAUGAGAAGCGUAAAUGUCCGGCAUUUGGCCAAACAUGUAGAAAGUGUGGAGUAAAAAAUCAUUUCGCAGUUAAGUGCCAAGCUAAAAGUAAAGUUUCUGCUGUGCAUGAUCAAGAUCGAUUUUAUUUGGGCACCACCAAAACGGGUGAAAAGGAAGUUCGUUCAACUGUAACUUUAACAAUGUUAAAUGAAGUAGACGAUGUACCAAAUGGAGAUGUCCAAUUUCUUAUGGACACUGGGGCAGAAUGUAAUGUACUACCAUUGAAUGUGUACCAGAAAGUGACAGGUGAUAAAGAACUAAAUAAAUUAGAUAAGAACAAACGUUCAGUGCUCGUUUUAGCCAAUGGAUUUGAACAGCCUAUUGAAGGUCGGGCCAUGGUGAGAGUAAGUCGAGGUACUCAGACCCACAAACUUGUUGUGAAUGUAGUAAAAGGACAAGGGUACGAGCCAAUCCUAUGCAAGCAGACCUUGAUUGACAUGGGCAUGAUAAAGAUCCUUGAUUCCGACCAAAAACCCCGAGUAAGUGUAGUAACAGCAGGAUGCGACCCUUUGUUACAAGAGUUUAAUGAUGUCUUUGAAGGUCUUGGAAAGCUCGAAGGACAAUACACGAUUGUCACAGAUCCAUCAGUGAAGCCUGUGGUACAUCCGCCUCGCCGUUUGCCAGUAGCAUUAAUCGAUCAAGUCCAAGAAAAGCUUGACAACAUGGUAAAGGAUGACAUUAUUGCAAAAGUUGAUCAACCCACUGAUUGGGUCUCCAGCAUGCUCGCUGUCCGAAAACCGACGUUGGGGCCAGACGGAAAAGUUGAUAUUCGCAUUUGUCUUGAUCCAAAAGAUCUAAAUGGUGCAAUAAAACGUGAACAUUUCCCAAUGCCUACUAUUGAAGAAGUUGCUACGCGAUUAAAUCGGGCGAAAAUUUUCAGUGUGUUUGACGCCAGUAAUGGAUUUUGGCAAGUAGAACUCGAUCCAGCGUCCAGCCGAUUCACUACUUUCAACACUCCAUUUGGGCGGUAUUGUUGGAAACGUAUGCCGUUUGGUAUAAGCAGCGCACCAGAAGUAUGGCAGCGAAAAAUGCACGAACAUGUUGAAGGGUUACAUGGGGUGGAAGUGAUAGCGGAUGAUUUUGUUGUGGUUGGGUUUGGAAGUACCCCAGAGGAGUGGAAUGCUGACCAUGACCGCAAUGUCCGUGCUUUUCUGGAGCGCUGUCGGGAGAAGAACCUGAAGCUCAAGAAAGAAAAAGCUCAGUUAAGGAAGACGGAAGUGGCAUUUAUCGGACACAUAUUAACCCCAGAUGGUUUGAAGCCUGAUCCAAAGAAAGUAGAGGCCAUCAACGACAUGCCUCAUCCUACAGAUGUGCAGUCUCUACGAAGGUUCCUGGGUAUGGUAACCUACCUAGCCAAGUUUUUGCCAUGUCUUUCUGAUGAAACGGAAGUGUUGAGGAAGCUCACAGAGAAAGAUGCCGAGUGGUGUUGGUUAACCGCACACGAAGAAGCCGUGGUACGAAUCCAAAGAAUGAUCAGCACUGCGCCAGUGCUUGCCUACUAUGACGUCACAAAGCCCGUAACUAUACAGUGUGAUGCCUCCCAAACCGGUCUUGGAGCUGCUCUUCUACAAGAUGGCCACCCAAUUGCCUACAGCUCUCGAGCACUAACAGCAACUGAGCGCAACUACGCGCAAAUAGAGAAAGAGCUCUUAGCCAUUGUCUACGCGUGCGAGAAGUUCGACCAAUACAUUUUCGGAAAGAGCGACGUAGUGGUAGAAUCAGACCACAAGCCACUGGAGACUAUAUUUAGAAAACCCAUUCACAGCGCACCGAAGAGGUUGCAACGGAUGCGAUUACGACUACAAAGCUACGAUAUCCGAGUCGAAUACAAGAAAGGAACCAUGAUGUAUCUGGCUGAUACGCUCAGUCGAGCGUAUUUGAAUGUCAGCGCAAAACAAAGAGAGUCUUGUGAUGUACGAGCAGUGAAAGAACAAGUAUUUUCAGCUGAACUCGAACAGUUAAAGCAUGAUGAAGACCUAAAUGUUCUCCCACAAAAAUUGAAGAAACUGCGGGAAGAAACAAGCAGAGAUGAGGAGCUCAAAAUUCUGAUCCACUUUAUCACUCAUGGUUGGCCUGACAAUCGUAAGGAAGCAUCCAAACUCGAUAAUCCCAGUAAGAGAGUUUUCUAUUUAUACUGGAACAGUCGUGAUGAAUUGACCUAUGAAGAUGGCAUUGUGUAUAAAGGACACCGCGUGGUGAUACCUGCGGCAGAGCGUCAAAAUACCAUGAAAAGCUUGCAUCAAUCACACAUCGGUAUCGAAGGCACUUUGAGACGAGCACGUGACACCGUCUACUGGCCUGGAAUUACGGCAGUUCUUAAAGAUUACAUAUCCAAAUGUGGAAUUUGUAACAGAUAUCGACCAGAACAAUGCAAAGAACCAUUGCACCCUCACAAAGCGCUCGAAAUACCAUGGGAGAAAGUCGGCGUAGAUUUAUUUGAGUUGGACGGACAGACAUUCCUAAUAGCGGUGGAUUAUUAUUCUGGGCUGUUUGAAGUUCAAGACAUGACAAGUACAGUGGCAUCGCGUGUCAUCACCGUACUGAAGUCGUGGUUUGCUCGACACGGUAUUCCUAUUUCAGUGAUGAGCGAUAAUGGCCCGCCAUUCAACAGCGAAAGUUUUAAAGACUUUAGUGACGAAUGGGAUUUUAACCAUAUUACCUCUAGUCCUCACCACCCACAAAGCAAUGGAAAAGUUGAGAAUGCUGUAAAGACCUGCAAAUCAUUGUUAAAGAAAGCUCGCGACGACAAACAGGAUCCACUCCUCAGCAUACUCGAAUGGCGCAAUACACCAACCGAAGGCAUGGGUGCUUCUCCCGCCCAGUUACUGUAUGGUAGACGUACUCGAACACGUCUUCCUGUUGCAAAGAAACAGUUGAAACCGAUUCUUAUCGAAGGAGUGACGAAGAAGAUCGAGAAAGGCAAAGAGAAGCAAAAGAAAUAUUUUGAUCGACAGUCGCGGAAGUUGAAAAGGCUGUCAGCAGGCGAUGUCAUCCGAAUGCGUUGUAAGGGUGAUUCAAGAUGGUCUCUUGGUAAGGUCAUUGAAGUUAUGGGUUUUCGAUCUUACCUGGUUGAGGUCAAUGGAAGAAGAUAUCGUCGAAAUCGAAGGCAUUAA